Messenger RNA from Trypanosoma conorhini, 615 nucleotides. RefSeq lists its product as uncharacterized. The coding region runs from base 1 to 615 and encodes 204 amino acids. The transcript has a single exon. The record is from RefSeq and is a predicted model, not a curated record. NCBI's taxonomy places the organism in Eukaryota, Euglenozoa, Kinetoplastea, Trypanosomatida, Trypanosomatidae.
AUGACGACGUCAACGAAUGUGUCUGAGGCGGAAAUGAUGUCGUCCACAGCUGCCCCUCCGUCAGUGUCACUGCCGAAGGUGGUCGAGCACGCGCUGUCGUCGAGCAAAACGGUGGUCCGCAAUGUAUCACGGGCGAUCCUCAACAGCAGCUCCGCCAAUGAGGGACCGGGCCCGCACAUGGGCACCCCAGCUGCAAAGAGGCGCAUGUGCGGUGGGAUGAUUGGAGCACCGCGCCGCGAGCACACCCCAAUGCAUGGAUUCAACGGAUGCGAGGGAAUGCAGGGUGAGGAGUCUAACGGAGUGCAGGCGGCAGCUUUGUCUGGCAGCCCUAGGAGCGCCCAGCUUCCGUCGUGGACGCCGUUCGCCGCAUGGCUUAUUGCCCUUCUUCUUUUCUCGGUGCUUGCGGCCGCGAUGACUUACCGGUUUCUGCGCUCAAGGCGCUUGUCGCGUGAAGAGUACGAGGAACUCGUGGAUGCGGGUGGCUCGGCAACGGCGGCGGUGGAUGACACCAGGGGGAAGACACGCCUGGACGGAAACGCCUCGCGGCAGCGUUUCCUGCAGUCGCGCCGGGCGGCUGCACAAAAAUCGUACGGCACGGAGACGCCCACAAAGUAG